Messenger RNA from Linum tenue, 1759 nucleotides. The record is from the annotation of a GenBank genome assembly. NCBI's taxonomy places the organism in Eukaryota, Viridiplantae, Streptophyta, Magnoliopsida, Malpighiales, Linaceae.
AUGUCGACCACUCUGUUUUUCUUCUUCUUCUUCUUCUCCCACUCAUCCAUCUGGGAUUUCGCCAUUGCCUUACUCUCCCUCUUCAUCUUCUGCUCCAUCCGCGAGCGAAUCACAAACAAAGGCCCCAUGCUAUGGCCAGUCCUCGGAAUAAUCCCGACCCUUCUCACCAACAUUAACGACGUCUACACUUUCGUCACUAAUUCCAUGAACAGAGCCGGCGGGACUUUCGCCCACAGAGGAAUGUGGAUGGGAGGCGCCCAUGGAGUCGUCACUUCAAACCCUUCCAACAUCGAACACAUGCUGAAAACCAACUUCAGAAACUACCCGAAAGGCCGUUACUUCCGCGAAAGGUUCAAUGAUCUGCUCGGUGAUGGCAUCUUUAACGCCGAUGGUCAGUCCUGGAAGGAACAGAGAAAGGUAGCUAAAUCCGAAAUGCAUUCCCCUCGAUUCGUCGAAUAUUCGUACAAAUCCAUGGUGCAUUUGGUCCAAAACAAGCUGAUUCAAGUCAUGGAGGGGAAGUUGAAGUCAGGGGAGAGCUUUGACCUUCAGGAAUUGUUGUUGAAACUCACAUUCGACAACAUUUGCUCUGUUGCGUUUGGCGUUGACCCUGAAUGCCUGACUUCCCCUGAAUUGAACCCUUUCGCGAGGGCUUUCGAGGAAGCAACGGAGUUGACUUUGGUCAGAUUUCUGGUGCCACCUUUCGUAUGGAAGCCGAUGAAGUGGUUCUUGAUCGGGUACGAGAGGAAGUUGAAGCAAGCUGUGGAGGUUGUUCAUGGGUUUGCCGAUGAGAUCGUGAGGGAAAGGAAGGAGAAGCUUCGCAAAGACGGGAACUUGGAUGGCGAAUUCGAUCUUCUCUCGAGGGUUAUGCAGAGGAGUCAUCGAGGUCCCGACGAGGUUUCGGAUGAGUACUUGAGGGAUUUCUGUGUGAGUUUCAUUCUGGCUGGAAGGGACACAACUUCGGUUGGCCUGGCAUGGUUCUUCUGGCUGCUGAGCAGGAAUCCUGAAGUGGAAAGGAUUGUUGUUGAUGAGAUCAACAGGGUUGUUGGCAGUCGACGUGAGGGUGAAAAGCAUGAUGGUUGUUUAAGAGAUGAAGAAUUGAAGGAGAUGGUUUAUUUGGAGGCAGCAUUGUCGGAAAGUUUAAGGUUGUACCCUCCUGUGCCGACUGAGAUGAAGGAAGUGAUGGAAGAUGAUGUGCUUCCUGAUGGAUCGAUGGUGAAGAAGGGUGGUCGAGUUUUUUACUGCAUGUUCUCGACCGCAAGGAUGGAAUCCUUGUGGGGGGAGGAUUGCUUGGAGUUCAAGCCAGAGAGAUGGAUCAAAGACGGGAGGGUUGUGAGUGAGAACCAGUUCAAGUAUGCAGUGUUCAAUGCCGGUCCAAGGAUGUGUUUGGGGAAGAAAUUUGCCUACACACAGAUGAAGAUGGUGGCUGCUUCAGUCUUGUUGAGGUUCUCUGUUGAAGUUGUUGAUGGGCAGUGUGUUGUUCCUAAGGUGACAACCACACUUUACAUGAAGCAUGGACUGUUGGUGAAGCUUAAGCCAAGGGGAAUUUGUUAAGUUAAGAUAAUGUAGCUGUUAUGUUUGUGAGGUGAGGUGAGGUGAGGUGAGGUGAGGUUACUAGUUCAACGUAAGGGUUGGGUGAGAUGAAUAGAAUAGGUAGUGUUAUUAAUUGGUGGUAGUGGGUGGCUAGCGAUCAGCACCUUAGUGGUUAGUCUCCCAUUUUGCUAUCCUACAUGCAUGUAUUAAGUACGAACUUUCCUAAUUC